CCAGUGACCUAUUUUCUCUCAGUUUCUCGGUUCCCAAACGCUGCUGCGAUUACGGCAAGUUGAGAAAUUGAUUGCAGAAAUAUACAGACGAUAGGCACCGGAACUAGUGAAGGGGGAGAGACAUGAACGGAGAAGAAGCAGGUCCGCCCGGUCCAAAGGUCCUCCGACUGCUCCUUUUUGUCGGUUCCGGAUUUCUGUUCACGGUAGCAAUCAACCGGUGGCGAGAAAUGGAGCGACGGUCGAUUCAGAAGCAAGAGCAACACGAGAAAGUUACAGUUUCCGAGAGCUCUGCUAAUGCUGUAACGAAAGCGAUUAAAUGAUCUCUCAGGGUGUUGAACAAUAGUUGGAGCUAGAACAAGGCUGCUUUCUGCUAGGUGUUGUAUUCUCUUUUGCAUCUUACUGCUAAUAGAGUAUAAGGGAACUAUGACAUUUUCUUCCAUGAAAAAUUGUUAAUUAAUGAUGUUUGCCAUCCACAUUUCUUCACAAUCUUUUUCCUUUUAUUCUAAAAUUUUGUCUUAUGUUUGUACAUAAUGUCACUGUUAGAUUAAGACAAGCAAAACACAAGUUGACCAAUCCAUCAAGUUUUUGGCCAUUUAGAAACGGAUAGGAGAUCAGAUAACAAAGUGUUUUUGGUAUUAUUUCUUUUUGAUGAAUUUGUGGGAUUAUUUAUUAAGUCCCAAAUUUCUAAUGUUGUGGGGGAAUUGUUCGAAGGGG
Rubroshorea leprosula is the source of this 714-nucleotide messenger RNA. The record is from the annotation of a GenBank genome assembly. NCBI's taxonomy places the organism in Eukaryota, Viridiplantae, Streptophyta, Magnoliopsida, Malvales, Dipterocarpaceae.